UGCUCAUUAGCCCUUUAAAAUUGUAAACUAAAAACUGGUUUACAGCCAUUUCAAACACCCCUCAUUAAACUGCACUCCCUUCUUGAGAUUUGAAUGCAUAUCUUUGAAAAAAAACUCGAACAGGACAUUUUUGAAAUAAACUGUUCAAAAUAAUGAGCUGCAGUCUACCACGUGAAACUCGAGGUGAAGGUCUCGGUCAAGGUCUCUUAUCCAAGGUCGUUUUGAUUUGUCGGAAGGUGCCGGGUUGAAUCUUCAAGAUAAAGAGGUUUAUUUCUAAUCUAGCUAAAAUGCCAAUCAAGUCCAUCAAAGCUCGUCAAAUUUUUGACAGUAGAGGUAAUCCAACAGUAGAAGUUGAUCUCUAUACAGAGAAUGGACUAUUCCGAGCUGCAGUACCUAGUGGAGCAUCAACUGGUAUUUAUGAAGCUAUAGAAUUAAGAGAUAAAGACCCUAAAGCUUAUCAUGGUAAAGGUGUUAGCAAAGCUGUUGAUAAUGUCAACUCCAGAAUUGCACCUUUAUUAUUAGAGAAGCAACCCGACAUCACCAACCAAACAGCUGUAGAUCAAAUGAUGAUUGAUUUAGAUGGAUCUGACAACAAGGGAACUCUAGGAGCCAAUGCUGUUCUAGGUGUUUCUUUGGCUAUAUGUAAAGCAGCUGCCAAACAAAAGGGAGUUCCUUUAUAUAAACAUAUUGCUGACCUAGCUGGUAACCCUAAAGUCAUUUUACCUGUACCUUCUUUUAAUGUCAUCAAUGGUGGAAGCCAUGCUGGUAAUAAAUUGGCUAUGCAAGAAUUUAUGAUUCUUCCACUUGGUGCCAAGUCAUUCACUGAAGCUAUGAGAAUGGGAACAGAAACAUACCACCAUCUUAAAGCUGUUAUCAAGAAGAAAUAUGGACAAGAUGCUUGUAAUGUUGGUGAUGAAGGAGGUUUUGCACCAAGCAUUGAAGAUAACAGAGAAGGUUUAGAAUUGAUCAAGAUAGCUAUAGAGAAAGCUGGCUAUACUGGUAAAAUUAAAAUUGGUAUGGAUACAGCCGCCUCUGAAUUCUGUAAAGAUAAAUUAUAUGAUUUAGACUUCAAAAAUCCUGCAUCUGAUAAAGCAUCAUGGCUUUCUCCAGACCAACUUGCUGAUUUAUACCGUACAUUCAUCAAAGAAUAUCCUAUCGUAUCUAUUGAAGAUCCCUUUGACCAAGAUGACUGGGAGGGUUAUACUAAAUUUACAGCUUCUACUGAUAUCCAAAUUAUGGGUGAUGAUUUAUUGGUUACCAACCCAACCCGUGUACAGAAAGGUAUUGACCUGAAAGCUUGUAACAGUUUAUUAUUAAAAGUCAAUCAAAUUGGUACUGUGACAGAAGCUAUCAAAGCAUGUAAAAUGGCACAAGGAGCUGGCUGGUCAGUAAUGGUGUCACAUCGUAGUGGUGAAACAGAAGAUUCCUUUAUAGCUGAUCUUGUUGUUGGUUUGUGUACAGGACAGAUUAAAACAGGAGCACCAUGUCGAUCAGAAAGAUUAGCCAAAUACAACCAGCUAUUACGUAUUGAAGAAGAACUAGGUGCAGAUGCUGUCUAUGCUGGAGAAAAAUUCCGAAACCCACUGGCUUAAAUUAUUGCUGCAGUUUAUUUAGUUGUUGUGGUCAGAUUUUGAACAAAUUAAUGGCUUAAUCUUAGUUGGUAUCUUACUAAAACUAUUUAGGUAUUUUUUUUGUGAUAGAGCAGUUAAAUAUUUAUGUGUCAAAUCAAUUAUAGAAGUUAAAACUGUUUUAAAUAUUUGGGUUCAAAAUAUCUAAGAAAAAAAUUCCUUUUUUGGGACUCCGGCAUUAAUAAUAUUCAGUUAUUGUUUACUAGUCUUAGUAUGAAAUAGAAUUCUAGAAGUGAUUUUAAGUUCAUUACCACUAGAAUAUAAACUGUUUAGUUACUUGAUAUAAUUUAUAAGUAACCGUGUUAGAUGUCAACACUUUGUUAUAUACAGUAGCUUUUGUGCAUGGAAACUUUUCAAAUCUACAUCUACCUUCACUUUGAGUUUUUAAGCCUUAAAUAUCAGGCAAAUUAGAGAGACUACUGAUAGUACUGCAAUUUUGUAGUUGGAGAAACUGAAGUAAUUAAUGAGUUCAAAUGACAUGUCAUUGAGACUAUUCUCCCAAUAAUUUUGAUUUGUUUUUUUAAUUUGUGUUAAAGAUCCAGUCUGUAUUCUUUUUGUGUGCAUUCAAUUAAAAAUUCUAAUAUUUAUGGAAAUUACGAUAGUUAUAAAAAUAAAAUAAAACAAAUAUCAUGUUGUACCUUAUCAUUCAUUGGUAUGAUUUGAUUGAACUCAUUUUAUGACAUUUUGAUGUUUGGAUUUGAAAAUAAUAUUGAAUUGAUCAUGCAAAAUGAAAAUAUGAUAAAAAUGUAAUUAUUGUAUAUGUGCCAUUGCUUAUUUGUUAUAAUCUCCUGUUAAUCUAUCUUGUUGCUUUUGCUGUUAUAAUUUGUUAUCGUAUGGUUCGGGUACCUUCCUUAAGUUCACCCUUAACUGGCAUCAUAUAGUGCUAAUAUAUAUAAUGAUGUUCCAUUGCCCUAUAUCCUUGUUUAUGGUUUGAAUUUGCUAGUUCCAUGCACUGUUUAUGUUUGUCACUCUCCUAUAGGUUGAAUAAAAUUUGUAUUCAAUAUUAA
Lottia gigantea (owl limpet) is the source of this 2635-nucleotide messenger RNA. RefSeq lists its product as hypothetical. Gene Ontology annotation, molecular function: magnesium ion binding; phosphopyruvate hydratase activity. Gene Ontology annotation, cellular component: phosphopyruvate hydratase complex. Bases 288 to 1592 code for a protein of 434 amino acids. Gene Ontology annotation, biological process: glycolytic process. The record is from RefSeq and is a predicted model, not a curated record. The transcript is spliced from 13 exons. NCBI's taxonomy places the organism in Eukaryota, Metazoa, Mollusca, Gastropoda, Lottiidae.